Messenger RNA from Striga hermonthica, 973 nucleotides. The record is from the annotation of a GenBank genome assembly. Lineage: Eukaryota; Viridiplantae; Streptophyta; Magnoliopsida; Lamiales; Orobanchaceae.
UGAUGAAAAAUCUGCGUGCUCUCAAAUUAAGUCUCUCAAGAUGAACGUACAUCAGGUUGACACAGACAAAGAUGUUGAAUACCUGAAGAAUGAGCUCCAGAACAUGCGAGAGAUCAAUGGCAAACUCAAUGACCAAUUGACCUCGUCUUUUACGUAUGAGAAAGAGGUUGAACUUCAGUUCGCACUUGCACGAAUUGUCAUCCUGGAGAAUGGACUGAAAUCAUUCAAGCAGACAAGUUCAGAAAAGGAUCAGGUCAUUGAAUCUUUAAGAACUGAUCUUUUUUCGUUGCAGAAAAUUGCAGAUAAUAAAGAUAAGGAGGUUGGAACUCUCAAAGGUGAACUCUCUCGGGUAAUGAACGAACAUGUGAACCUGAGAGAUCGUUUAGCCCAAUGCGACAAGAAUUUGAAGGAAAAAUCAGCUGAGCUUGAACGUACAUCUCAGCUUUUGAACAAAAUGAACAAAGGUAAGGCUGAUGUUGACGAGCUCUUGGACUUACACAAGAACCAAGUCGGGCCAGAACAAACGCUCGUUCGAUCUCGGGUCGAGGAGCAAACGGUAACAAUGACGAGAGAUGAGAUGCAAAGGAUGAUAGCGGAAGCUGUGGCAGCUCAGCUGAAGCAAGCUCAGCCCGAGCAACCUAGGGUCGAGCCACUGAGGAUUGAACAGCCAAACAUCGAACGCGAACAGCAGGCCCAGUCCAACGAGAGGCAGAAUAGGAGGGCAGAGGAGGAGGCUUCCUCUAUCAGGACUGUUAACCCGCAAGCGAGGGAUGAAACGCUGGAGCAAUUGCUGGCCCAAGUGCGUGAUUUGCAAGCCCAGGUCGAGGGGAGAAAAACCGGCGGCUCGAGAGGACAUCCGUUUUCACAGCAUAUCCUCGACGCUGACCUACCACAAGGCUUCCGUGAUUUAAACAUAAGCUAUGACGGGUCAACCGACCCAUCUCGAAAUAUGAAGAGUUUCGAGAAUAUGGCG